This is a messenger RNA of Phlebotomus argentipes, 1623 nucleotides long. Its product is annotated as cytochrome b5-related protein-like. The transcript has 5 exons. The record is from RefSeq and is a predicted model, not a curated record. Gene Ontology annotation, biological process: lipid metabolic process. NCBI's taxonomy places the organism in Eukaryota, Metazoa, Arthropoda, Insecta, Diptera, Psychodidae. Gene Ontology annotation, cellular component: mitochondrion. The coding region runs from base 138 to 1436 and encodes 432 amino acids. Gene Ontology annotation, molecular function: heme binding.
ACUUCAAUCGCCCGCGAAUGCUGAACACGUUCGCAACUCAAGUGUGUCUGGCCACAGAAUGCUAUUGCUUUCUGCUCAGAAUUGAGAGUCUCGAGUGAAUCUUCGGUGUUUCAGUUCAGUGAAAACAAGAGUGAAAAAUGCAGAAGAAGGGAACGUCAAUUUCGCGGAAAUAUCCCUCGCUCAGGGAUAUUCCCAAGAGGACGCAAUACAGUUGGCUCGAGGGCCGCCGGAUGGACGAUGGCGCCGAAGGGCUGUGGAGAGUCCACGAUGGCAUUUAUGACUUGACUGACUUCGUGGACAAACAUCCAGGCGGUCGAGAGUGGCUCGAACUGACCAGGGGAACCGACAUUACGGAGGCUUUCGAAGCUCAUCACCUCAGCGAAGCUCCGGAGCGGCUUCUGGAGAAGUUCAGGAUUCGCGACGCCAAAGAGCCGCGGAACUUCACGCUCACGUUCAAGGAGGACGGCUUCUAUCGCACGCUGAAGCGAAGAGUGCGCGCCAAGCUGAAGACCAUCGACACUGUGACGCCGGCCAGGCUGUCCAAUCUCUACACAGACGUGCUCUUCGUGAUGACGUACGUGAUGGCCGUCGCGGCGGUGAUCACGAAGGGCUACUUGGUCGGCUUCUUGGCCGGCAUGACGCUGACUUUCGCGAUCAUCUCAGCGCACAACUACUUCCACCGCCGCAACAACUGGAGAAUGUUCAUCUUCAACCUGUCCUUCAUGAACUAUCAAGAAUGGAGAAUUUCGCACGCCUUGUCGCAUCAUUUGUACACAAACUCCCUGCAUGACCUGGAAAUAUCUCUGGGUGAGCCGUUCCUCUGCUGGCUGCCUGACCCCAAGAUAAAGAACUUGUUCCAGCGCUACGCGUCGUGGAUUUACGGCCCCUUCAUCUACUGCCUCAUCUACGUGACGGAGUUCAUCAAGAAGCUGAUUCUGUCCAAGAAUCGCCUGGGUUUGGACGAUCUGAUCCCAUUUUCCGUGCCUCUCGUCAUGUAUUUGGCCACCGGCGAGGCGCUGACGAGUGUCAUCAACACGUGGCUGUACAUCAUCUUCUCCGGCAGCUUCGUGUUCUCCCUCAUCGGCUUCAAUGCGUCGCACCAUCACAGCGGCGUCGUGCACGAGGGCGACGCCGUUCGGGAGAACUGUGACUGGGGAAUCUACCAGAUGGACACGGCAAUGGACAGGAAUGACAUCAACAAGUCACACUUCUUCACGCUGACAUUCUUCGGCCAGCACAUUCUUCACCACAUCUUCCCAACGCUCGAUCACGGCGUGCUGGCGCAGCUUCAGCCCGAAUUCGUGCAGACGCUGAAGGAGUUCGAGUACGACUUCAAGGAGUGCAGCUGGUUUGAGCACAUCAUCGAGCAGCACAAGCAAUUGGCGCGCAUUCAGCCCAGAACUGAGUUUGUUGGACAGCUGAAGAAGACCAAGUGAAUCGCGGCUCAAUCCGCGCACGCUAAUGAGAAGGCACACAAAUUUCCUACUCGAGUAAUUCAAAUACUUGACUUGAAAUACUUCUUAAUGGGUUUCAAUGAGUCAUAAAUUUUCUUAUGUCAGUGUGAGUUUAUACAUGGAAUUAAAAGUGAAAUGAAGUAAGAAAGAAGGUUUGUUGUAUAGAAAA